AUGAAAGAAGACGGAGCUUGCGGUGCAUGCAAGCACCAAAAAAGAAAGUGCACCCCCGGCUGCGCACUCCGGCGCUAUUUUCCGGCCAACCAGCCCCCCAGCAUAUUCCAAUGCGUGCACCGUUUGUUCGGCGUUUCGAACGUGACCAAAAUCCUACAAAGCCUACAAACCGAAGUCGAGAGAGACGACGCCAUGCAGUCCAUCAUCUUCGAGUCCAAGAUGAGGGAGCAAUUCCCUGUGGAAGGGUGCACCAGAGUUAUCCGAGACCUCCAACUCCAGCUUCACUACGCCCUCCAAGAACUCAACCGCGUGCACGCGCAGCUCGCCGCGUGUAGGAACCUCCGCGGCCACCUCUUCAUGAAUAAUAAUGCGCAGCCGCCUUCCGCCGCCGCCGCCGCCGACGUGGGGCCCACCUAUUUUGAAUCCAGGGUUGACCCUCAAUAUCUCUCCUCGGAGCAUCCACCGUCUACUAAUUGGCUUCCCGGGUCGACCCAUUUUGAACCCGGGUCGGGCUCGGGCUCUAGCAGUAUGCCGCCCCCGCCCCCGCCGCCGCCGCCGCAGGCUAAUUAUUCGAAUUCGGCAAUUCAACAACAAAUGGGGUCGUCGUUCGGUAUCCCGCGUCGUCGAGAUCAAGAUUUCCAAGAAUCGGUUAUGAAGUCGACGUUGGACGAGACACUAUCGCUGCAGAUUGGUUGUGAUCGUAUCGAAGAGGCAUCGUCGUCGUUCGGUAUCCAACAAUUCCCGCGUCACGAUCAAGAUUCCGACGAAACCGGUGAUGAAGCCGACGAACAAGAAACUGUCGCAGAUUGA
This is a messenger RNA of Erythranthe guttata (spotted monkey flower), 810 nucleotides long. Its product is annotated as LOB domain-containing protein 31. Lineage: Eukaryota; Viridiplantae; Streptophyta; Magnoliopsida; Lamiales; Phrymaceae. The record is from RefSeq and is a predicted model, not a curated record.